CGCAUAUAAAAAGAGAAAACACAAAACGAAUACCGAGUAUAUUUUUGUUGUUCAAAACAUCACUAAUCUAGUGCCUAUCUUGAUGACAGAGACGAUCACUGAUGUAGGUUCUCACGUUGAGACAGCUUUUGUGAGCACUACCGUGACAGAUUACACUACCACAACACUUGUACUAGAAAAUGAUGCAUGCAGGUCCAUCUUGGGUAGCUACCAAAACGGUCUCUUAGUAGGAGAAAAAGCGGCUUCAUGUCUAUCGAGUCUAUAUGAACGUAUUGGUGCUCAGCCUACCAUUACAACCACUGCCAUUAUCACAGCAACACCAGAAUAUCAUAUACACUUGGGGACGAUGGACCAUAUCAUGAGCACAGAAGAUGCAACUAUUACUUGUAUAGGAGACGAUGGAAGUGUUGAAUACCAUGGCUAUCUUGCAACCAAAAGCUAUCCAAAGGCAUCUGGUCUAGUGACUGCAAUUGAUCAAAAUGGAAACACUGUCAUUUUGCCUAUCCAUGAUCAUGCAGGUCAUUACACAAAAACAAUAGCAAAUACGCUUAGUCUAUAUGCUUCCUUAGGGGGUCUUGACACAGCGACUGAUGUGGUAAGUUGGUCUGUUCAUCAAGAUAGCCGUUUUAAUUACUUGAGUAGAAUCCUGCAAUUUGUACAGUUGUGACCUUAACAGAAGAAGCUGCUCCCAUGCAAUCUCAAACCCUUUCC
Messenger RNA from Gilbertella persicaria, 711 nucleotides. RefSeq lists its product as uncharacterized. NCBI's taxonomy places the organism in Eukaryota, Fungi, Mucoromycota, Mucoromycetes, Mucorales, Choanephoraceae. The record is from RefSeq and is a predicted model, not a curated record. The transcript has a single exon. The coding region runs from base 83 to 667 and encodes 194 amino acids.